UCUCUUACUGGUCCAUGGAGUCUGGGGUGUUUCUCAGUCCUAGAGGGGCUUUACAGCCCAGACUGAAGAGGGAGGCAAGGAACCCAAGUUGAAGGGGAGCAGGCCAUCUCACUGCUCCCAAAGUCAUUGCAAGGGGGCAUAAAAGGCUGUUGUGGUUCUCAUACCUUGUCUUUGAAGAUAACUUGGGGCUAACAUGUGAGACGAGGCUUAGGUGGUCUGUGUGGGAAAGAUCUAUUUGAGUCAUAUAUUGGAAUGAACUGCAAACAGUAAACAAACACCACAGUAUUUUCAUCAAAGCGGGACACACGGGGACAAGGGGAAUAUUGGUGUUCCAUCAAACUAAGAUCCUCAACAGUGAAGGAGCUUGGGAAAAAACGUCCGGUAGGGCUGUUAACACUGAUGAGAGAUCUUGUAUGCCAAGAUUGCCUGUAUUUGAACAGACCACAUCAUGCGCGAGUACAAGCUAGUGGUCCUGGGUUCAGGAGGCGUUGGGAAGUCUGCUUUGACUGUACAAUUUGUUCAGGGAAUUUUUGUUGAAAAAUAUGACCCCACAAUAGAAGAUUCAUACAGAAAGCAAGUGGAAGUAGACUGCCAACAGUGUAUGCUUGAAAUCCUCGAUACAGCAGGGACAGAGCAAUUUACAGCAAUGAGGGAUCUCUAUAUGAAGAACGGUCAAGGGUUUGCACUAGUAUAUUCUAUUACAGCACAGUCCACAUUUAAUGACUUACAGGACCUGAGGGAACAGAUUUUACGGGUUAAGGACACUGAAGAUGUUCCAAUGAUUCUGGUUGGCAAUAAAUGUGACCUGGAAGAUGAACGCGUAGUUGGCAAAGAACAGGGUCAGAACUUAGCAAGACAAUGGUGUAACUGUGCCUUUCUAGAAUCGUCUGCAAAGUCUAAAAUCAAUGUUAAUGAGAUCUUUUAUGACCUGGUCAGACAGAUAAAUAGAAAAACACCAGUGGAAAAGAAGAAGCCUAAAAAAAAGUCAUGUCUGCUGCUCUAAGAAACACCUCACGCAGCAGCUCUGAGCCAGAUUGCAGGAAUGAAGAACUGUUGCCCAAUUGGAAAGUGCCAGCAUUCCAGAUGUCAAAAAAUGACAAAGUAACAACAUAUCUGAAGAGGCUUCUCCUGUUUUUAUAUAUUAUGUGAAGAAUUUAGAUCUUAUAAUGGUUUGCACAAGGUCCCUGGAAAAAGAAAUUGCUCUGUGUAUAUCUUUUGGAAAUUAAGACAAUAGUAUUUGUCCUUUGCAAUAGCAGUUAACAGAUGUGAAAAUAAGUAUAAUUGAGUAUAGUUGAUAAUUAUACAAAAGAGCAUGGAUGCAUUUCAAAUGUUAGAUAUUACUACUAUAAUUAAAAUUAUUUCAUAUUGACCUUUUUAUCAUCAUUCUUCCCCAUCAAGCACUAAAAAUGUUCAACAAUUAUACAUUAUAUCUAUUACUAUAUAGAUAUAUACUAUAUGAAUUUUCCCUUUGAACUCACUGCAGCAAAUAACUUUUUGAAUCAUUGACUUCAUUUUAUAUUUAAAAGUUAUGGAAUAUCAUUAUUUUCAUUCUGUCAUUAUAUUCUAAUUAAAAAUGUUUGUGCAUAAUACUUUGGAAAAAUGGGUCUUUUAUAGGAAAAAACUGGGAUAACUGAUUUCUAUGGCUUUCAAAGCAAAAAUAUAUAAUAUACUAAACCAACUCUAAUAUUGCUUUUGUGUGUUACUGUCACAGAUUAAAUUACAAGCUUUUAUGAAUGAUUAAAUUUUAGUACAUUUUAA
Messenger RNA from Dermochelys coriacea (leatherback sea turtle), 1758 nucleotides. It is a transcript of the gene RAP1A, whose product is annotated as RAP1A, member of RAS oncogene family. Gene Ontology annotation, biological process: cellular response to cAMP; negative regulation of synaptic vesicle exocytosis; Rap protein signal transduction. Gene Ontology annotation, molecular function: GTPase activity; GDP binding; GTP binding. Gene Ontology annotation, cellular component: plasma membrane. NCBI's taxonomy places the organism in Eukaryota, Metazoa, Chordata, Testudines, Dermochelyidae. The coding region runs from base 449 to 1003 and encodes 184 amino acids. The record is from RefSeq and is a predicted model, not a curated record. The transcript is spliced from 11 exons.